This is a messenger RNA of Symbiodinium natans, 5406 nucleotides long. The record is from the annotation of a GenBank genome assembly. Lineage: Eukaryota; Dinophyceae; Suessiales; Symbiodiniaceae.
AUGGCAGCAGAGCGCUCGGCCCCCAGCUGCACCUCCUACGGCUAUGCCGUGAGGGCGUGCGAGCAGCUGACCCAGUGGGGGCAUGCGAUGCAACUGCUGGAAGACAUGGGGCAACAGAAGAUUGAGGCGGAGGGAGCUGUCACCUGCAGCGCUCUUUCUGCCUGCGCCAAGGCCCAGGAAUUAGGGCAAAGCACGUCGCUGCUGGGGCGCAUGCGAAGCAGUGCGUUGCAAGGCGACACCAUCUCCUGCAGCGCUGCAGUCAGUGCAUGCUCUCGUGCCGGCUUAUGGCAACCAGCCCUGGAGUUGCUCGACUUUAUGGCUGCCACGGAGGUUCCGCGGAACAUCAUCACCUUCAGCGCUGCCAUCUCCUCUUGCGCAAAGGCUGGGGUGUGGGUUCAGGCCCUGAUUCUCCUCGAGGAGAUGUCUUGCUGCGACGUGGCGCGCGACACCAUCAGCUGCAGCGCGGCCAUCAGCGCCUGCGGGAAGGCCGGCCAGUGGACUGCAGCCUUGGAUAUCCUUGCAAGCAUGCCCGGCCUCAGGGUGGUGGCCGACGCAGUCGCCCUGAGUUCCACUGUCAGUGCGCUGGAGAAGGGGGAACAGUGGGAGCGUGGGUUGGCCCUGCUCUUCGCAAGCGCAAAUGCAGGUGUGGAAAUCAACUGUAUCGGCCUCUCAGCGGCCAUCUCUGCAUGCGAGAAGGCUGGGCAAUGGGAAGUGGCUUGUCAGGUCUUAGGCUACUCGGUCAUGGCCCAGAUCAAGGUUGACAUUGUUGCAUACAGCGCGGCCGUUGCGGCCUGCUCUCGGGCGGGGGAAUGGCAGACAGCUCUGAGGCUGUUGGGGAAGAUGGGCUCAGAGCGAAUUCGAAAGGACACCGCAGCAUGCACAGCGGCGAUCACUGCAUGCACGAACUCUGCCGAGUGGAGCCGCGCACUUUCUCUACUCGGAUCAAUGCUUGCGGAGCUCCUGGCUCCAUCUGUGCUCACUUACAGCGCGGUGCUGAGUGCCUGUGAUCUCGGGGAGCGAUGGGAGGAAGCCUUGAUCGUGCUGAAGGACAUGGAGACACGCACUGUGGCCACAGAUGGUGUGCACGUGGGUUCUGCGAUCAGUGCUUCUCAGAAAAGGCGCGGGCGUCCGGCUGCAAUCCGGCUUCUCAAAGCCCUGCGCUCGGAAUGGCGCGCUCCCAUGCCAGAGUCCCGGGAUGCCAACACGGAAGGUUUGGAGGUGAUUCUACGGCAUCCUGGGCUUUUGGUCCUCAACAAGCCAGCGGGCGUGCGGACGGAGGAUGUGCUGGACUUUUUGGCCCGCCGUGGCCCUGUCACCGAGAUGUCUCGCCUGGACGUCCCUACCUCGGGCGUGCUGCCAGUCGCUCUGGGAGCAGAGGGUAUGUCAGGCCCCAAGUGGUACAAGGCGCAGUUCGCAGGCCGCCUCGCAAGGAAGGAAUACCACUGCCUCUGUCAUGGUGAACUGCAGCCUGCCUUGGGCGAGCAGCGGGUGGAGCUGCCCCUGCGGGUGGUGCCCUCCGGCCCGGGCACGGCGCGCACGGCGGUGGACGCAGUGUUGGGCCGCGAGGCGCUGACCUGCUACGAGGCCCUGGCCACCUACACCUGCGAUGGGCAGGUUUGGUCACUGGUCCGUGCUCGGCCGAAGACAGGACGAAUGCACCAGAUCCGCGUGCACUUGGCGAGCGUGGGCCUGCCUUUGGUGGGGGAUCGAGUUUAUGGGCUGCAAAGGCCAUCCUGGUGUCACCGCUUGUUCCUGCACUGCUAUUCCUUGACGCUUCUUGGCUGGGAUGGGAAGGAGCUCAACAUCGUUGCCCCGCUUCCUGGGGAGCUCCAGGCAGCCCUGGAGCACGUGGAGCACUUGGCGCAACGCGCGUUGGGCACCCAAGACAGGGGCGAAAAAGAUGCAUCAAUGGCCUUUCGAGAUAUCUUGGGGACGCUGGCCCCCUCCCCCUCCUGCUGCGCUGACGAGGCCCACCCAUGCCGCGACCUGGCCACGCUCUCUUCUCACCCUCGGCUGGCCACGCGUUCCUUGGUGCAGCUGGGGGAUGCAAAGCGCUGGCCCGACGCGCUCUCGUUGCUGCAGAACCUCCGAGGAGAGGCGGCGGAGCUGGAUCAAAUCCAUCUCAGCGCAGCCAUCCGCGCCUGCAGCAAAGCAGGUGCUUGGGUCUCAGCACUGCAACUGCUGGAUGACAUGGUGGGCUGGCUGCUUGUGAAGGACUUGAAGUGCUUCGGGGCCGCGCUCAGCGCGUGUGACCAUGGCCGGCAGUGGCAGGCGGCCCUCGCGCUGCUCGCAUCCAUGGAGAGUGAAGGCAUUGCGCCGGGGCAGAUUGCAUACAACUGUGCGGUGAGUGCAUGUGAGCGCUCCGCCCAGUGGGCGCAAGCCUUGCAGCUCUUGGAGGACAUGCAGUCCAAGGAGGUGCCUUCCGACACCAUCACAUUCUGUUCGGCCAUCUGCUCUUGUGGCAAGGCGCAGCACUGGCCUCAUGUUCUGUGGUUGCUGCAACGCAUGGGCCAAAGGUCCAUCGAGAAGAGCACCAUACUCUGCAGCGCUGCCGUGAACGCGUGUGCGAAGGGCAGUCUCUGGUCCAUGGCCCUGAGCAUCAUAGGGUCCAUGGAAGGCGAAGGCAUUCAGAGGAACACCAUCACCUUCAACUCAGGAAUUUCUGCCUGUGAGAAGGGCGAAGAGUGGGAGCUGGCACUGGCGCUCUUGGCGCAGAUGCACGACUGUCAGGUGCGCUGCGACACCAUCACGUGCAGCGCGGCCAUUAGUGUGUGUGCAAGCACGGGUCAUUGGACGGCCGCAGUGGAUCUGCUCGGAGACAUGUUUUCGCAGCAAAUCUCAACAGAUGCUAUUGCCUACAGUGCAGCGAUCACCGCAUGUGGAAGGGGCGAGAAGUGGGAUCAUGCGCUGGCACUUCUGAGUGAUCUUUCAUCCUCGUCCCUUGAAGUUGGCAACAUCAGUUUUGCUGCGGCCAUCUCUGCUUGUGAACGAGCCGGACAGUGGACAGCUGCAUGUCAGGUCCUGGAGACAUUACUCAGCAUACACGUCCAUGUGGACAAUGUUCCCUUCAGUGCGGCCAUUGCGGCUUGCUCGCGUGCCGGGGAGUGGGAGAGGGCCCUGAUCUUGCUUCGCCAGAUGGAAGCAUGGAGCACAGGCAAAGAUACCGUGUCGUGCACGGCAGCCAUCAAAGCUUGUGCAACCUCCACUGCAUGGGAGGCCGCGCUGUUCCUUCUGGCAUCCAUGCUCGCGGAUCAGGUGGCGCCAGAUGUUGCCACCUACAGUGCGGUGCUGAGUGCCUGUGACCUUGGGGCGAGGUGGGAGGAGGCCCUAGCAGUCAUGCGGGGCAUGGACGUGCGAACGGUGGCCAUCGACGGCAUCCACGUCGGCUGCGCAGUCAGCGCGGCCUUGAAGAGAAGAGGCCGGCCAAGCGCCACGAUGCUGCUGAAGGCGCUGCGCGCCACCUGGCCCGACGUAGAUGCUGAAGUUAAGGUGCCUGCAGGCUCUCUGGGAGGUGUUGAGAUACUGUCUCAGCACCCGGGCCUGGUAGUUCUCAACAAGCCAGCGGGCAUGCUGACCGAAGAUGCGUUGUCGAGGACGCAACGCCUCAUGCAUCAUCCCGUCACGGCCAUGUCCCGCUUGGAUGUACCGACCAGUGGGCUACUCCCUGUGGCGCUGGGCUCGGAAGAGACGUCUGCCGGGAAAUGGUUCAAGGCCCAAUUUGCAAGCCGGUUGGUCCGAAAGCAGUACCUCUGCCUUUGUCACGGAGGUGUCGAUGAGGCCUUGGGCGAGCAGCGGGUGGAGCUGCCCCUGCGAGUGGUGCCCUCCGGCCCGGGCACGGCGCGCGCGGCGGUGGACACGGUGUUGGGCCGCCAGGCGCUGACAUGCUACGAGGCCCUGGCCACCUACGUGUGCGAUGGGCAGGUUUGGUCACUGGUCCGUGCUCGGCCGAAGACCGGACGAAUGCACCAGAUCCGCGUGCACUUGGCGAGCGUGGGCCUGCCUUUGGUGGGAGAUCGACAGUAUGGGCCGGAAUCGCCGCCCUGGUGCUCGCGUCUUUUUCUGCACUGUCAUCAGCUGGCGCUGCUGGGUUGGGAUGGUGAGGAACUGAGCAUCGUCGCCCCGCUCGCGCCGGAGCUACGAGCCGUCCUGGAGCACCUGGGCGGUGAGCACCAGUACAUUUGCGAAGAGUUGGCGACCCGUUGGCAGAUGUUCCGAGCUGCCACAGAAGCAGCUAAGAGGUCCCCUUCCCUAGAUGCUGAGUCCCUUGCCAACGAUGUCGUGAAGGACAUCGGCAUCGCGCCCCUGUCCAUGCGUGCCAGUAUCAUGAGCGAUGUGGUAGACGCAUGGACCUGCAGCAGUGCAAUUGCCGCAUGCGCUCGGACCGCGCGCUGGCAGAAGGGCCUGGAUUUGCUUUCGAGCCUGCAGCUCCGCACGCUGCAGGCCAACGUCGUAGUUUACAAUGCUACCAUGAACGCAUGCGCCCAAGGGCGGCAAUGGCAGCUGUCCUGGUUCUUGAUGACCGAACUUGCAGAGGGAUCCAUCCAAGCAACUUCCAUUACGUAUAACACGGCUCUCACUGCCUGUGAGAGAGCCUCCGCGUGGCAGCAGGCGCUCGAUGUGUUUUCAUCCUUCGCAGCCUUGCUUCUCGAAGUGAGUGUCACCACAUGCAACACCACAAUAAGCACUCUUGCGAAGGGUGGCCAGUGGCAGCUUGCUUUGGAGCUGAUUUUUGGCUUGCAUGCCAACUUGAAGCUGGACGUGAUUUCGAUGAAUGCAGCCAUCACUGGCUGCGGGCGAGGCAGGUCGUGGAAGCAGGCAAUGGCUGUUGUAGAGGCCUUGGGUGUCAGGUGGCUAGAGGCAGACCUCAUCUCCUACAAUGCAGCCCUCUCUGCUGUGGAGGGGUGUCAGACAUGGAGGUUAGGCUUUCGCAUUCUUGGCAAGCUGACCGAGAAGGGCCUGCGGGCUGAUGGGAUCACUCGGAGUUUGCUUGUGGAGACCUUCUCCAAGGCCCAAGAAUGGGCCCUGACCUUGCGUGUGCUGCAGAGCCGCCGGGCCGUCAAGGGGUUGCCGUCGGACAUUUUGCUUUGCAACCGCGCCCUUCUAGCGCCCCUAGGAAGCUGGCAGCAAACACUGGCCCUGUUGCGUUUAUUGCAGAAGAGCAGGGUGGAGCUUGACAUGCCGUCUUACAACGGAGUUGGUGCCGUGUGCUUGCGUGCAGAGCAGUGGCGACAGAGCCGUGAACUCCUGUUCAGUGUGCAAGCUGCAGGGUUGCGCCUCGAUGUCGUGGCCCAUAGCACCAUCGUGCACGUCGUGGGCGAGGAGCCUUGGCAAAGCGCGCUACAAGUCCUGCAGCAACUCCCGCGCAAAGAGCUCGAGGUUGCUGCAUCAUUGCAUGGAGCUGUUUGA